CUCUUUCUUAAGUCUUGUUUAAACACUGUCCCUUUCAGGUUCUGGGUUAAACUGCACCGUUCAGGACAGAGAACAGUAAAACCUAAAAGGACAUUAGAAGUCUCAGGCAGAAGAACUAGGCUUUUCGCCUCAGUAAUCAAGAGAUAAUGCAGAAAGAUACUUCGGGUCUAAACAUAAAUGUGAAAAGAAGCCUCUUCUAUUCGCAGAACAGACAAGUGAUGCCAUCCUUUGCCAAAUACAACAGACCUGAACGAUUUGGUGAGGAGGAAUAUACUCCCAACUUCCCCAAAUACCAGUAUGACAGCCCUGUACACAGUUUACAAGAUUUCCACAAAGAAUUUGAAAGCGUGCCGAAAAAAAGAAAGACUUUGUCCUGUAAGACUCCUUGUGGCAAUGACACGCCUGAUUCUAAAUCCCAAUCACAUUUAAUGGAGGAAGACAAGGAUUUUCUACCUUCUAGCCUUCCAUUAAUGUAUCACUUACCGCCAUUGUCAAGUUACAGUUCAAAAAUGACUGACUUGUCCAACAUCGGAGUUCAGUAUUAUAGGACUAUGGAUCAUUUUUGGGUCAACCCCAUAAAACAAGAACCUUUAAGAGGAAAUGUAAUGUGGCCUAAUGGCUCUGUUUAUCUAUACCCCUCUUACUCAUACUAUCAAAAACCCUACCCUGGUAUGAUGUUCCCAUUUUAUGUACCUCCUCAAAGUCAUCGUAUGAAAGAUCCUUUUGGAAUAAGAAGACCAGAGGAUGACACAGUGAAAAGAACUCGGAUGAACGAACGUGAGGACCGUAAACAGAAGGUUGAGCGUGUCGAUGUUAAUGUGCAAAUCGACGAAAGCUUUUAUGUAGAUGUGGGUGAUCAGAAACGUUGGAAAUGCCCAAUGUGUGAAAAGUCAUACACGUCCAAAUAUAAUUUGGUGACACAUAUUUUGGGACAUAGUGGCAUUAAACCACAUGCUUGUACACGUUGUGGUAAACUGUUUAAGCAGCUGAGUCAUUUGCACACUCAUAUGCUUACACAUCAGGGCACUCGACCACAUAAAUGUCAAGUGUGCCAGAAAGCUUUCACCCAAACCAGCCAUCUUAAGAGACACAUGAUGCAGCACAGUGAAGUGAAACCAUACAAUUGUAGAAUCUGUGGCAGAGGCUUUGCCUAUCCAAGCGAACUCAAAGUCCAUGAAGCAAAGCAUGAAAGUGGGCGAGAGAAUAUUUGUGUAGAGUGUGGCCUGGACUUUCCAACUCUGGCUCAACUUAAAAGACACUUGACUACUCAUCGAGGCCCUGUUCAAUACAACUGCAGUGAAUGUGAUAAAACGUUCCAGUACCCAAGCCAACUGCAGAACCAUAUGAUGAAGCAUAAAGAUAUUCGUCCUUAUAUCUGCUCCGAAUGUGGCAUGGAGUUUGUGCAGCCCCAUCACCUUAAACAACAUUCUCUAACACAUAAGGGAGUGAAAGAGCACAAGUGUGGGAUUUGUGGCCGAGAAUUUACCCUUCUGGCCAACAUGAAGAGGCACGUCCUGAUCCACACGAACAUCAGAGCCUAUCAAUGUCAUCUGUGUUUUAAAAGCUUCGUCCAGAAGCAGACCCUCAAGGCACAUAUGAUUGUUCACUCAGACAUCAAACCUUUCAGGUGCAAGUUGUGUGGGAAGGAGUUCAACAGAAUGCACAAUUUAAUGGGUCACAUGCAUCUUCACUCGGACAGCAAGCCAUUCAAGUGUAUCUAUUGUCCUAGUAAGUUCACACUGAAAGGAAAUCUUACAAGGCACAUGAAGGUCAAACAUGGGGUCAUGGAGAGAGGACAUCACUCUCGAGUUUUUGGAAGAGGAAGGACGGGGCUAUCACGUUCUAUUGUUCUGCGCAGCAUGGAACAGAAAGAACCAUUUGAUCUCUCCAGUAAAGGUAGAGAUAAGGAAACAUCAUGCCAUUCUGAUGGAGAGAGCAUCAAAGGGAGCUCAUCCCAAGAUGAGGAAGAUGAAGAAUGCACCAGUCUUAGAGCGUAUGAACAAAACACUCAAUGCGUGCCAAAACAUAAGGAAUCUGCAAGUGUGCGGGGGAAGGCAUACAGGAGGGAGAAUGAGGAUGUGUUACACGUUGAAAAGAGUGAAUACAGGACCCAUACAAGCCACAAAGAGGAAGGAGAAGACAGAGACCUGAACUUGGCGGAGGGAAAUUUCAGGCAGUCUGUUCCUGAUUACUUGUUUUUCAAGAACAGAAACAUGAGCUUAAAAGAACUGUUAGAGAACAAAAUGAAAUGGACUAAUGAUAAACAGACCACACCACUACACAUUUAAAGGAAAAAUACUUCAUACCAAAUAGCAAAUAGCAAUAAGAGGUCCAACUUACCAAAUAAUGAAUGUAAUCUAAUGUUAAUGCAACAUUUCUCAUGUUUAACUUGCUUAUAUCAAGAUUUUUGCUUGGUGUGCAUAGCCCUCCUUCUGAAGAAAGCUUUCGCUUCCAUUUAAAUAUCUUACAGGUAGAAGAACUUGCAUUGCAUGAAUUUGAAGACAAAGGUUCUGUGUGUCAUCACUAGCCCAUCCUCAUAACAAGCUGGAUCUGCAAUGUUGUAUUUGAGAGCUCAUGAAAAUAAUUUGUAAAAUUAAAUCAUUUAAGUAUUACCAAAUUACAUAUUCAAAAAUACCCCAGAUUGAAACCCCCUUAAUAAAGUGAACUCACACAGAUAUGGUGCCAUUUAUCAGAGUACUAAAUCAUUUUUUUUGUGCUCGGUAGGGUUAUUAAGGCAGAAAUGGAACAAACCAGCACUUUUUCAUUUCAACAAGGAAAAGUAAUGUGGUGAUUACUGGUUCUAAGUUGGUAUUCUAAGGUCACAGGACAGAAGGUAUAGCUGGAGUACUGCGGACACAGGACAGGGUAGUGACAUUAUAACGGAAACAAACCAAAAAU
Spea bombifrons (plains spadefoot toad) is the source of this 2898-nucleotide messenger RNA. It is a transcript of the gene ZNF366, whose product is annotated as zinc finger protein 366. Gene Ontology annotation, biological process: regulation of DNA-templated transcription. Bases 147 to 2288 code for a protein of 713 amino acids. The transcript has 5 exons. The record is from RefSeq and is a predicted model, not a curated record. Gene Ontology annotation, molecular function: DNA-binding transcription factor activity, RNA polymerase II-specific; RNA polymerase II cis-regulatory region sequence-specific DNA binding. Lineage: Eukaryota; Metazoa; Chordata; Amphibia; Anura; Pelobatidae.